AUGUCAGUAUCCAUUCAUAAUUGGACAAAACAAUUUGGUCGUAUAUAUGGUUAUUUUGAAGGUCAUACACCCAUACUUGUAGUAUCAGAUUCAAAAAUUAUAAAUGAAAUAUUUACAAAAAAAAAUUUUUCAAAAUUUCAUUCACGUCGUCAAUUUCCAUUAGAAGAUCGUCGUACAGAAACUGGUGUUCAUCUAUUCAGUGCUACCGGUGAUGAAUGGCGACGACAACGAGCUAUAUUUAAUCCAACAUUUUCAUUAACUAAAAUCAAAAAUAUGCUACCAACUAUUGAAGAUUGUACUGCGACUUUAUUGAAUAAAUUACAAGAAUCUAUGCAGACAUCACCUCAAGGUUUUGAUAUUUAUAAAUUAUAUAAAUGUCUUACAAUGGAUCUUAUUUGGAGAUGUUGUUUCAAUAUGAAAACCGAUAUGCAAAAUAAUUUAAAUAAUCCAUAUUUAAUACGAUCUCAACAAGUAUUUGCUAGACAAAAUUCAACAUAUUUAGCUACAUUAUUAAGUAUUUUUAUACCAGAACAACAAUCUACAUGGUUAGCCAUGCAUUGCUGGUUGAAUAAUAUCAAAGCUAAAUUACGUCAUUUAUUACCAAUAGGUAAAAAUUUAAUUGAAGAAGAUCCAAGCGAAUGGCUCAAAAACAAUGUUGAUGAUUUUAUUGACAAAGCAAAAACUAGUCAUAAUGAAAAUAGUAUUAAGUCAAAUGAUUUAUUACGCUUAAUGCUUGAUGCAACGAAAACAAAUUUUACGGAUAUUAACCAGCAAAGUCACCAUGACCGUGUUUUAUCAAUUAAUGAAAUAAAACAAAAUAUUUAUUUGUUUAUGACUGCUGGUUAUGAAACAGCUAGUACAACUCUUGCUUAUAUUACUCAUGUAUUAGCUACACAUCCUGCAGAACAAAGAAAAUUACAAAAUCAUAUUGAUUCUUAUUUAAAUAAUGACGAUAUUCUUGAUCUUAAUAUUAUUGAGAAAAUGGAAUAUCUUGAUCAAUUUAUUAAAGAAACAUUACGUAUGUAUCCAAUAACACCAAUUGUUAUCAAUAGAGAAUGUUCAGAACAAAUUAAUAUACCUCGUUUGGGUCUUAUUUGUCCAGGUACUAAAAUUACAGUCGAUAUGUAUAGUUUACAUUAUGAUAAUGAGUUAUGGGGACCAGUUGAUACAAAAAUAUUCUAUCCGGAAAGAUUUGCAAGUAAACCAUCACAUCCAGCUGAAUGGAUUCCAUUCGGUAUUGGACCUCGAAAAUGUGUUGGUAUGAAAUUUGCACUUACGGAAAUAAAAAUUAUAAUAAUACGUCUACUACAAAAGUAUACAGUAUUACCAAUGUCAAUGAAUGAUACUGAUUUAGAACUUGUUGAAUUAGUAACAAUUACACCAAAACAAGUAUCAGUAAAAUUAGAAAAACGAACAAAUAUAUAA
Adineta steineri is the source of this 1425-nucleotide messenger RNA. Lineage: Eukaryota; Metazoa; Rotifera; Eurotatoria; Adinetida; Adinetidae. The record is from the annotation of a GenBank genome assembly.